Dromiciops gliroides (monito del monte) is the source of this 2949-nucleotide messenger RNA. RefSeq names its product transcription initiation factor TFIID subunit 1-like. Gene Ontology annotation, cellular component: transcription factor TFIID complex. Gene Ontology annotation, molecular function: TBP-class protein binding; RNA polymerase II general transcription initiation factor activity; histone acetyltransferase activity. Gene Ontology annotation, biological process: transcription by RNA polymerase II; RNA polymerase II preinitiation complex assembly. The transcript has 19 exons. The coding region runs from base 1 to 2949 and encodes 982 amino acids. Lineage: Eukaryota; Metazoa; Chordata; Mammalia; Microbiotheria; Microbiotheriidae. The record is from RefSeq and is a predicted model, not a curated record.
AUGGAGCAAGAAGACUCAGCCCUACCCUCCAGAGACAUUGAUACCUCUUCCCCUGAAGAUUCACCUGUGGAUUCCAGCUGCUCUGAGAAGGAGGAGGAUGCAGAUAAGGAGAAUGGACAGGAUCAUGAGGAUCCCUGGGCAGUCAGCCUGAGAGGUGCCCAUGACCCUUCUCAGCCUGGUGGGUCAAUUUUCACCCCUGAGAGUGAAGAACUCAUCUAUGGCCGAUGGGAAGACAACAUUAUUUGGGAUGCACAAGCCAUGCCCAAACCACUGUAUCCUACAGUCUUAACCAUGGAUGCAGAUGAUGAGAUGCUCCUGCUGGUUGAUAUCAAAGAGCCUAUGGAAAUAGAGAGUCCAGUCCCUGAACCACUGACCCAGAAGGAGUCUUCUAAGAAGAGACAAAUCAUGCUAAAAUGUGGCAUUGUGGGAGUGGAUGAGGAUGAGCAGACUCCAGUCAAGUUGAAAGCCAAGGACCCCUGGAACCUGUCCAAUGAUGAAUUUUAUUUCCCCCAGCAGCAUGGCCUCCAGGUUUCCUUCAGAGUGCCUAUAAUCCAGCAUUCAAUACCAGCACUGAUGCUACACUCCAGCCUCUUUCCUACCCACCUGGGAGUUGAGCAACUCCGCUUGUUUCACCGACCCCAAGUAAGGUGGCUGGGCAGAGGGCCCCACCCUGUCCACAGCUUGACUGAUCACAUCCAAAAGAAAGCCCAGAAACGGCAGCAGGAGCUGAAGGCUUCAGGGGGAGGUCACAUGUUUUUCAUGAAGACAAUCAAAGACCUGAGUGGGAAAGAUGGAGAUCUUAUUCUGGUCGAGUGGAGUGAGGAGAAUCCACCACUCUUGAACCAGGUUGGAAUGGCCUCCCAGAUCCAAAACUAUUACAAACGGAAAGUUGGGAAGGACACUGGGCCUCCUGCCCACAAAUAUGGGAAUGUUGUGUUCUGUUCAUCUUCACCCUUCCUGGGGAAACUCCAUGCUGGACAGUUCUUGCAGGCUUUGGAAAACAAACUUUUUCGGGCUCCCAUCUACCCACAUCAGAUGGCAGACACAGACUUCCUGGUCAUGAGGACCAAAGAAGGCUUCUUUCUGAGGGAAGUGAAGGAUAUAUUCACUGUUGGGCAGCAGUGCCCACUGCAUGAAGUUCCUGCCCCCAACUCAAAAAUGGCGAAGGAUUACAUGCAUGGUUUCCUCCAGGUAUUUAUAUACAGACAGUUCUUGAACAGUCCUCACAGGCCUCGGAGGAUUCGCAUGGAGGAUAUCCGCAGAGCCUUCCCCAGACUUGCUGAGAGCAGCAUUCGAAGGAGGCUUGCCAGGUGUUCAGAUUUCCAUCGGACAGGGAUGUGUUUUAAUUGGUGGGUGCUGAAGACUGGAUUCCGCCUGCCAAGUGAAGAGGAGCUGAGGGUCAUGAUGACCCCAGAGAAAUGUUGUGCUUUAUAUAGCAUGCUGGCUGCCCAGCAGCGUCUCAAGGAUGCUGGCUAUGGGGAGACAUCUCUCUUGGAUGCAGAGGAGACCAGCAAUGAGGACAUGUGUCUAGAAGAUGAGGUCCAGGCUGCCCCAUGGAACACAACUCGGGCCUUCCUAGCAGCCAGUAAGGGGCAGUGUCUGCUGGAGGUGAGAGGAGCAGCUGACCCCACAGGCUGUGGGGAGGGCAUUUCCUAUGUCAAACUCAAGAACAAAACCCGCAUGGAAAGUGGGAGGCUUAUGGGUACUGACUCGGACCUUCGACGUCUCACCAUGAAGAAAGCCCAGAAGUUACUAAGGAAAUUUGGGAUCUCAGACGAGGAGAUCAAGAAGCUGUCUCGCUGGGAGGUGAUUGCAGCUGUCCGAGCCCUGUCUACCAAGGAACUACAUUCAGGGGCCAAGCCCAGAGACCUUACCAAAUUUGCACGAGUGUCCCAGUCCUCAGCAGCAGAGCAGCAGAGACACUUCCAACAAGAAGUCCAAAAUAUUUUUGACCUCCAGAACAGGGUCCUAGCUUCUACUGAUGUGCUCUCCACAGAUACAGAUAGUAGCACUUCAGGUGAAGAAAAUGAUGACAUGAUAGACAAAAUGUGCCAUGAAGUUGAGAACCUCCUGGAGGGUAAGACCAAUCCUCAGAAGUUACAGAGAGAGAAGGAAAAACAAGAGUAUCAGGAGCUGCAGCAAAUGAUUCUUGGAGGAGUUGGGGGUGCUUGUCUCCAAGAAGAAGGCAAGACAAAGAAGCAGGAUGGAGGCUCAAGCACCUCACCUCCUGGACAUCUGCUUAUCCAUCGAACAUAUGUUGAUGAGAAUGGCAAGGAAUAUGUGCGGACUGAGAUAGUCCAGGACCCAGCAGUAAUCAAAGCGUACCUCCAUGUGAGAACCACCAAAGAUGAGAAUGCCAUCCGGCAGUUCCUUCAGAUAGAUGAGCAGAAGAAGCAGGAAUUGCGGAGGGAGAAGAAAAGACUUCAAGACAGGCUUCGCCGAAUGCGCAUAGCAAAGGAAAAGAAAGACCUUAAGAGACACCUUUCCCCAAAGAAACUUCCCAAGCCAGGAGUCCCUAAAUUGAAUCUCAUGUGUGGUUCCUGUGGAUCCUAUGGACACAUUAAGACAAACAAGACAUGUCCAAUGUACUGUCUGCCCAAGGACCUGCCCCCCAGGCUCAAGUUCAUGACCCAGGAGCAAGAGGAGAAGGAGCUGGCCAGACGACUUCCUCAGGAAUCACUUAUCAAAGUCCAAGACACCAAAAUUUUCAUGAAGAGAAAGCUAGUGGAAACCACGAAUGAGGUCAAAAGGGAGAUGCUGAAGGUGACAGUUGAUAAAUGGCACUUGCCCCAGAAGAGCCAGUCCAACCCUGCCCGAAAGAGACAAACUGUGCAUGUGGACCCUUCUGAAGGUUUAAACUGUAUCCGGGUAAGACUGAUCAUCGAAUGGGUGGCUGGAGAACUGGGAGGAUCCUUUGAACAUAAGCCAGCUGUGUGUGGAAUGCCUUGA